UCCUUUUUUAAAGUUCUAUUCCAGGGUAAAGCGGAAAGUUUAAGUGACGAAACUUUUGAGAGAGCAUUUUGUGGGGUUCGUAUAGAAUUUCCCUUGGCAAAAGUAAGCAAAAUACAGAAGAAAAGCUCAAAGCAAGCAAAAACAACGGAGUCGCGUGGGUAGCAGACCGAAUAGAAUGCAGUCGCAGCAGCAGAAGAUGAAGAUGAAGAAGAAUUUCAGAAAAAGAAGCGCGCCCGCUGAGGAUAACCAAGAUUGUGAAAAAAUCAGUGACCAAGAAGAUGAAGAAGAAGAAGAGAGGAGAUUGGCGCUGGAGGAGGUGAAAUUCCUGCAAAAGCAGAGGGAGAGGAAGUCUGGGAUUCCUGCCUUAACUAGUAAUGGUGCGACGCAGAAUAUUCCUAGUACCACAAAUAACAACAAUAGUAACAAUAAUACUAACCUUGAUAAGAACAAGAGAGGAAGCGAUGGCACUCAUUCUCCUAGUAAUAAGCAUGGUGAAGGCGGUGGCGGAGAUGGAGACAAAGAUGAUUUAGUCCUUCAAGAUACCUUUGCUCAGGAAACUGCCGUCAUGGUUGAAGAUCCCAAUAUGUUGAAAUAUGUUGAACAAGAACUAGCAAAGAAGAGGGGCAGGAAAAUUGAUGCUUCAGAUCAAGUUGAAAAUGAUUUAAAGCGUGCUGAAGAUGAGUUAUACAAGAUACCUGACCAUCUUAAAGUGAAAAGGCGAAACUCAGAAGAAAGCUCCACUCAGUGGACUACUGGGAUUGCCGAGGUUCAGCUUCCUAUUGAAUACAAGUUAAGAAAUAUUGAGGAAACUGAGGCUGCCAAGAAGUUUUUGCAGGAGAAGCGGCUCAUUGGGCAGACAAAAUCAGAAUUUAGCAUCCCCUCAAGUUACAGUGCUGAUUAUUUCCAGCGUGGCAGGGAUUAUGCUGAAAAACUUAGAAGAGAACAUCCUGAGCUUUACAAAGAUAGAAGUGCACAGGAUGAUGGUGGUGUUUCCAGACAAAAUGAUACUGGUACAGAAGCAGCAGGGCAGAGGCAAGCUGCAACAGAUCAGUUCAUGCUUGAGCGCUUCCGCAAACGAGAGCGUCACCGUGUCAUGCGGAGGUAACGCUGCUCCAACAACAGUAAAAUGCCUAGAAUGGAAUUUAGGCUAAUAAAAAAGGAGUCAAGAAUGGUUUCUGCACUCAUUAUGCCAUACAACAUGUGAAAAUAUGCUGUUUGUUGCAGUGUGUCACAAAGCUCAUUUUGUUGCAAAAGCAUCGUCCUAACUAGUUUUUGAUGUAAUAUCUAACAUUCUUUAGUCGACUUUGCGUGCUCAAAAGCUUGGCCUGUCUGAUGACAGAGCUGAAUGUGGAUGGUCUUUCCUGGAAGCAUACUUGCAAUUUCUGUUUAGUUUGUUUCCAUCACCCGAGGGAGCAGACCAAAUGCAAGCUUUAAGAGCUUCAAAUGUUCUGGCUGCAUCCUCUUAAUUGUCUAACUAGAUAUGUUUGGUUUGUCUUAAGAAAUACCUUGAAAUU
Messenger RNA from Prunus avium (sweet cherry), 1514 nucleotides. Its product is annotated as integrator complex subunit-like protein. NCBI's taxonomy places the organism in Eukaryota, Viridiplantae, Streptophyta, Magnoliopsida, Rosales, Rosaceae. Gene Ontology annotation, cellular component: spliceosomal complex. Gene Ontology annotation, biological process: mRNA splicing, via spliceosome. The record is from RefSeq and is a predicted model, not a curated record.